This is a messenger RNA of Fibroporia radiculosa, 231 nucleotides long. RefSeq lists its product as uncharacterized. The record is from RefSeq and is a predicted model, not a curated record. NCBI's taxonomy places the organism in Eukaryota, Fungi, Basidiomycota, Agaricomycetes, Polyporales, Fibroporiaceae. Bases 1 to 231 code for a protein of 76 amino acids. The transcript has 4 exons.
AUGACCGACAAAUUGGAAGAAGGACAGGAUGUCUCGUGGCGUUGGGGAGGCGGAAACCCUAGCGGAAAAGUCGCUGAGAUCGUAGAAGAAGGCAAGGCGGAGGUGACAAGCAAUAAGGGGAACACUGUCUCUCGAAAUGCUCGCGAGGGGGACCCAGCGGUGAAGAUAUCCCGCGACGGCAAUGACGUCGUCAAAUUAGCGCAUGAGCUCAAUGAAGUGAAGGACGCGUAG